CCAAACUCCUGCCCUGCGGCUGUGGGGCAUAGCUGGGCCGGAGGCUGCGUUCUCCCCUUGCCGUCUCCCAGCCCCGCAGAGCAGCAGGUGGAAGGGCUGCGGGGCCGUGGGUACCCGCGCCUUUGGGCAGGGACCGGGGCUCGCUCCGGGACGCGACCGAACCUCUGGCUUUGCAGCCCCUCCGGGGCUCAGCCGCGCCCAGAGGCUGCUAUCCGCGCUCGGGCCAGGGGUGCGGAGCCCCGCGCUGCGGGACGGGCCCGGCGGAGCCGCUGUCAGCGCGCUUCCCGCUGUCCGACCGCCGCGGCGGCCGCGGGGCGAUGUGCGGUGCCCCCCCGCUAAGUGUCCGCUUUCUCCUCACUCCUGCGCUCUCCAUUAGCCGCUGCCGGCGGCACCGGGGAAGGUUUCGUGCUGUAAAUGGGUUCUCUGUCACGUUCAAUCACUGUCAGCGCCGGAGACGCUGCUCCUCUCCGUCCCACCGUGCCGCCCCUGCCCGGCCACCCGCCUGCCCCACGGCUGUGUGCAGCUCUCCUGCGUGGUGCCAUCCCCCGACGGUCCACGCACGGGGGACACGCGACAGGUUGGGUGCACACAGUCGCUCACUCGCAGCUCGGUCCCCCCAGGAACCUGCUGGACAUGGACACCUUCUCCAAGUCCGACCCAGGUGGGUGGCAGCAGUGGCACCUCUGGGUGCAGGCACGGCUCAGCGUGGCACGGCUCUGCCCCUCUCUCCACAGUGGUCAUCCUCUUCGUGCAGGGCACGGGGAGCAGCGAGUGGAAAGAAGUGAGUUCUGCACCUCUCCCAGUUCCCCGCCGUCCCCAAUGCCCCGGCUCCUGGCUAAUCCCCGGCUCGGUUAAAUGGGCCCAUAUGGCCACCCGCUUCCACCCUAAUGAUCCCUCCCUGCCGCUAAUCGGGGAUUAGUGCCUGGGCAGCUGCGCUGGGGAGGGAUGUGGGGAGAUGGGGUUGCCCUCACAGAACCAUCCCUGCAGUUCGGGCGCACCGAGGUGAUCGACAACACCCUGAACCCCGACUUCGUACGCAAGUUUGUCCUCGAUUACUACUUUGAGGAGAAGCAAAACCUUCGCUUUGACGUCUACAAUGUGGACUCCAAGACAUGCUCUUCCUGGGUGCAGGACUUCCUGGGGCAGGCAUUCGUGGCACUGGGAGAGGUGAUCGGGUCCCAACGGGGCCGUCUGGAAAGAGCCCUCACGGGGGUCCCAGGGAAGCGGUGUGGGACCAUCCUGCUGCUGGCCGAGGAGCUGAGCAACUGCAGGGACAUCGUCACCAUGCAGCUGUGUGCCAACAAGCUGGACAAGAAGGACUUCUUUGGGAAAUCCGACCCCUUCCUCGUCUUCUACCGCAGCAACGAGGACGGCACCUUCACCAUCUGCCACAAGACGGAGGUGGUGAAGAACACACUUAACCCAGUGUGGCAGCCCUUCACCAUCCCCGUGCGUGCCCUCUGCAACGGUGACUACGACCGCACAGUGAAGAUUGAUGUGUACGAUUGGGACCGGGAUGGGAGCCACGACUUCAUCGGGGAGUUUGCCACCAGCUACCGGGAGCUGUCUCGUGCACAGAGCCAGUUCACAGUGUAUGAGGUGCUGAACCCUAGGAAGAAGUGCAAGAAGAAGAAAUAUGUAAACUCCGGCACUGUGACUCUGCUCUCCUUCUCCGUCGAGUCUGAGUUCACCUUCGUUGACUACAUACGGGGCGGGACACAGCUGAAUUUCACCGUCGCCAUUGACUUCACGGCCUCCAACGGGCUGCCGUCGCAGCCCACGUCGCUGCACUACGCCAGCCCCUACCAGCUGAGCGCCUACGCCCUGGCACUCAAGGCCGUCGGGGAAAUCAUCCAGGACUACGACAGCGACAAACUCUUCCCUGCCUACGGCUUUGGUGCCAAGCUGCCACCCGAUGGCAAGAUCUCCCACCAGUUUCCCCUGAACAACAACGUGGACAACCCCAGCUGUGCCGGCAUCGAGGGCGUGCUCGAGUCCUACCUGCAGAGCCUGCGCACCGUGCAGCUCUACGGGCCCACCAACUUCGCCCCCGUCAUCAACCAGGUGGCCGGCACGGCUGCCCAGGUGACCGACGGCUCUCAGUACCACGUCCUGCUCAUCAUCACCGACGGCGUCAUCUCCGACAUGAUGCAGACCAAGGAGGCCAUCGUCACCGCCUCCGCGCUGCCCAUGUCCAUCAUCAUCGUGGGAGUGGGGCCGGCCGAGUUCGACGCCAUGGAGGAGCUGGACGGGGACGAGGUGCGCGUGUCGUCGCGGGGACGCUACGCCGAGAGGGACAUCGUGCAGUUCGUGCCGUUCCGGGACUACGUGGACGAGGCGGGCAGCCAGGUGCGGAGCAUGGCGCGCCUGGCCAAGGACGUGCUGGCCGAGAUCCCCGAGCAGCUGCUGUCCUACAUGCGGGGCCGCGGCAUCGAGCCCCGCCGCAACGCCGCGCAGUGACGGGAGCGGCGCGGCCGCGUCACCGCCGGGUCCGCUCGCGGAGCGCCGCGCGCGG
Molecule: messenger RNA, 2515 nt
Organism: Phasianus colchicus (ring-necked pheasant)
Lineage: Eukaryota; Metazoa; Chordata; Aves; Galliformes; Phasianidae
Source: RefSeq, a predicted model, not a curated record